Hippopotamus amphibius kiboko is the source of this 978-nucleotide messenger RNA. RefSeq names its product olfactory receptor-like protein OLF4. The transcript has a single exon. Gene Ontology annotation, cellular component: membrane. Gene Ontology annotation, biological process: G protein-coupled receptor signaling pathway. Lineage: Eukaryota; Metazoa; Chordata; Mammalia; Artiodactyla; Hippopotamidae. The coding region runs from base 10 to 978 and encodes 322 amino acids. The record is from RefSeq and is a predicted model, not a curated record. Gene Ontology annotation, molecular function: G protein-coupled receptor activity; olfactory receptor activity.
CUCCACCACAUGAACCCAGGAAAUGAUACAGGAAUGUCAAAUUUUCUUCUUAUGGGAUUUUCAGAGGAACCAGAAUUGCAGCCCCUCAUAUUUGGGCUUUUCUUCUCAAUGUACCUCAUCACUGUGUUUGGAAACCUGCUCAUCAUCCUGGCCACCAUCUCAGAUCCCCAUCUUCACACCCCCAUGUACUUCUUCCUCUCCAACCUGUCCUUCGUAGACAUCUGUCUCACCUCCACUACCAUCCCAAAGAUGCUGUGGAACAUCCAGACCCAGAGCAAAGUCAUAACUUAUGAAGGAUGCAUCAUACAGAUGUAUUUUUUUGUAAUUUUUGCAGUAUUGGACAUCUUUCUCUUGACUGUGAUGGCCUAUGACCGCUUCGUAGCCAUCUGUCACCCCCUGCGCUACAUGGUAAUCAUGAACCCCUGGCUAUGUGGACUGCUGGUUCUGGCAUCCUGGAUCCUGAGUGUCCUGCAUUCCUUUUUACAAAGUUUAAUGGUGUUGAGACUGUCCUUCUGUACAGACUUACAAAUCCCCCACUUUUUCUGUGAACUCAAUCAGGUGGUACAACUUGCCUGUUCUGACACAUUUCUCAAUAACAUGAUGAUGUGUUUUGCAGCUGUCCUGCUGGGUGUUGGUUCUCUUACUGGUAUCCUUUACUCAUAUUCGAAGAUAGUGUCCUCCAUAUGUGGAAUAUCAUCAGCUCAGGGGAGGUAUAAAUCACUUUCCACCUGUGCAUCUCACCUCUCAGUUGUCUCUUUAUUUUAUUGCACAAGCCUAGGAGUGUACAUUAGCUCUGCUGCUACCCACAGCUCCCAUUUAAAUGCCAAAGCCUCAGUGAUGUACACCGUGGUCACACCCAUGCUGAACCCCUUCAUUUAUAGUCUGAGAAACAAAGACAUAAAGAGAGCUCUGAAAAUGUUCUCUGCGAUGGCAGCUCUAAAAGAACCAGUGGUCCUAGGGCUUAAGAAGUGCCCAUGA